Amphiprion ocellaris (clown anemonefish) is the source of this 2358-nucleotide messenger RNA. RefSeq names its product free fatty acid receptor 4-like. The record is from RefSeq and is a predicted model, not a curated record. Gene Ontology annotation, biological process: G protein-coupled receptor signaling pathway. Bases 82 to 1101 code for a protein of 339 amino acids. Gene Ontology annotation, cellular component: membrane. Gene Ontology annotation, molecular function: G protein-coupled receptor activity; peptide binding. Lineage: Eukaryota; Metazoa; Chordata; Actinopteri; Pomacentridae. The transcript is spliced from 3 exons.
AUCACUUCAUGUCUUAUCACCAUCAGUUCCCCAUUCAUUUAUCCAGCAGUCUGCAGGACUGGAUGAAGUUAGCAGCCGUAUAUGGAUACUGACCCUCAUGCUCACUCUCUUCACUUAAGAAAUUUCACUUAUUUUUCUUUCUUCUCUGAGCUGGAAAACUCAGAUCAUGUUGCCAGGACUGUUAUUGAGACUUUGGCUGUCACCACUGUCUUCCUGGUGUCAGUGGUAGCGAAUGCAGGAGCUGCUGUCCUGGUAAUGUGUGAGCGCAGACCACUGGCUAACAAGACCAUCCUGACCCUGAACUUGUUCGUGGCUGAUCUGUUGUUUGUCAGCAUGAUCCCACUGAUUGUGUCGGUGCGUUGGACUGUGUCGUGGACGCUGGGCGACAGAGCAUGUAAGACAGUGCUGUAUGUCAUCUGUAUGGGCGGCUGUGCCACCGUCACUACACUGGCCUCCAUCAGCGUGGAGAGGGUCCAGGCUAUUCUUUGCCUGCAGACCAUUCCCACUCUCAACCCCAGGAUGGUGACUGCCACUCUCAUCUUCAUCUGGGCCUUUUCUGCACUCAACUCUGUACCCCUCAGCGUGUUCUUCAAAGUGAUGGAAGUGGAUUUCCCCAAUCUGAAACGUGGACACAUCUGUACUCUCAAGUGGCCUGAUGAAACUGGAGAGAUUGUGUGGGAUGUGUCCUUCACUGCCCUUUGCUUCCUUCUCCCAGGGCUCAUAAUUGGGGUCAGUUACAGAAAAAUACUGCAGAUUGCUAAAAGUUGUCGGGAAAGGUUUCGACCCAAAGACAGUCAGCCAACAGUUGGAGAUGUUCCCGACUACCGCAUCUCCCGCCAGGAUAUGAAGCUCUUCCGUACUAUGCUGGUCCUGGUGCUCUCUUUCUUAAUCAUGUGGAGCCCUAUUUUCAUUAUCACCUUCCUCAUACUAGCCAGAAACUACCUGGGUCAAAUACAUGUCUCGUCCACCAUGUUCUUCUGGGUGGUAACAUUCACACUGGCCAAUUCAGCCCUCAACCCCAUCCUCUACUCGGUGUGCCAGUUCAAGAGCAGCUGGCGUAAGUUCUGCUGCAGCUCUAUGGUAGCACCACUGAGAAAAUGACCAUAAAAUUGAAGCUUUAUACUCACAAAAAGCAUACAACACCUUGUUCAUACCUCUUUGUUACAUCUAAUAGACACCAUACAGUAUACUUCUUAUGUGAGGAAAAAAUAUUUACAUAAUUGCUGCACUAAUUGCUUGGUGUGUUUCUGUCAAAACCAGCAUUUCUGGAUAUUUUUGAGUGAUAAUUUUAAGAUUGUAACAUAGAAUACUGUCAAUUUCAUUUAAAAAAUAGCUUGUUUUUAUUUUCUAUCAUUAGUUUUCAGUCUACAAAAAUCUGUCUUACUUUGAAAAGUCAAAUACAUGCAGUGUAUUAACUGAAUUCUUGUUUACUUACUUAUAAUAUGUUCUAUAAAAAGUGCAAUAAACAUGUGUCAAGAAACUGACAGAAAAGUUAAGUAUGGUUGUGGAAAACAUUGGAGUCCCAUAUUUAAAACUGAAUUUUUUAGGCAUGUCAUUUUCAAGUCAUCAGGGAGAAGAAAGACUUUGCAGGAUUUUGUAUCUCGUCGCCAGAUCAUUCUGGCAGAACAUGUUUGACUGCCAACAACAGUAAUCAAACUCCAAGCAGUAGUAAACAAUCCCACUUAAUCCUGUUAGUGGUUAGAUGUAGCUGCCAUACAACAGAAGUCCACAACGGACCGGGAGAGUUAGACUCAUGGAAUAAACACACCUGUAUCUUUCUGGAGGAGCAUCUGUGGAUGAAUUUGGAAAUUAGACCACAGUACUGCUGGCUGUCAUUACUUGCUGUAGCAGCUGGUUUGUAGUUAUUUCACUGUGCCAGCUGUUUCUGUAUCACUAUAUUAUUCUGUGACUGCUUGCUAGUUUUCACGUUGUGGCAACAUGUGCGACAGAAACAUAACUAAUGCCAAAGAUGACUUUCCUCAAGCGCUCCAUUGUGCUGUAGGCUGUAAAUUGAUUGUGGAUUCUUUCCUCAAAUCACUCGCUCUCAUACAGAGCUUCUCAGACAACUUAAGACACUUAAACGCAGCGAGCAAUGACUCCUCUGACCUUUGGCUGGAGUUAUUGUUAUGCUAUUAUCCUUCCCCUCCUGAAAUCAUACAGCAUAAUUUUUCAUGAUGUGCACUAACCUUCAAAAUAAGCCAACACUAUUGUGAUUUCUGCUGUGCAUUUCCAUAAUAGAUGAGAUUCUGAUCACACAUCAUCAAACAGAUUCAUGGAAACCCAGGAAUUAUUAUAAUCUUAACUUGGUGAUCCCUAUGCUCUUCCAGUGCAGGUCACACUAGGUGCCAUAACUCAGCC